This is a messenger RNA of Mya arenaria, 10783 nucleotides long. Its product is annotated as lipoxygenase homology domain-containing protein 1-like. Bases 149 to 8041 code for a protein of 2630 amino acids. Gene Ontology annotation, molecular function: protein binding. NCBI's taxonomy places the organism in Eukaryota, Metazoa, Mollusca, Bivalvia, Myida, Myidae. The record is from RefSeq and is a predicted model, not a curated record. The transcript is spliced from 54 exons.
UGAGGAGUAUGGCCAAGGACCUCUCUGGAACUGUCAAGGAAAUGCUUGGUACAGCCCAGUCAGUCGGUUGCACUGUUGAUGGGAAACCCCCUCAUGACGUCAUUGACGGUGUCAAUAAUGGAGAAUAUGAUGUCGCUGAUGACUAGAGAUGAAGAUCUUAUUUUAUGGAAAGAAAAAGAAUAAAAACCCAAACAAGAUUAGUCUUUCUUUGUCUCUUAUAGGCCUAAGAAAGAAAUUUCCUGCAAAAACAAACACAAAAAUGUGGAACCCCGCCACCAGUAGUGAGGGUGUUAGACGCUGUCUGGACAUCCCUAUCAAGCCCAUGUCAAAUCAGGUUGCUCGACCUAUGCCACCACAGAAACCAUUAUGUCCAAAACCACCAUAUGCUUUGAUAGAUGGCAACUCAAAACCAUCCAGGCCAUAUUCAGCCCCACAAAGACGCAUUGUAGCCCCAUCAGAACAAUGGAGAUCACCAAACUACAGUGAGUCCCGUAUGCCAGUGCGAUCAAGAAGUUACUACGUGAACGAUGAAUACCCUAAAUCCCACCCAUAUGCAUCGCGUGAAAGAGAAAAUUUUGUGAAGAAGAACUUGGGUUACCCUGAGGUACAGAGAGGGAGAAGUGCUCAGAUCCCGUCAUAUGAUGCACUGGGGGAUGCUCAUCUCACAGAAUACUGGGAAAGACGCUUUGGUGCCAUACAGUCUGUUAGGAGAAGAAACCGGCCCCAAAGUGCCCCUGGGUAUGGCUCCAGGACGGGGAAGAAAGGGGAGGGCUCGGUAUUGUACAAGGUCUUCAUAACCACAGCGGACAAAAAGGGCGCCGGCACAGAUGCUAAGGUGUUUCUUUCCAUGAAAGGAACAAAGGACCGCAUCAAGAGACAACGCCUUACAAAGAAGGCCGGUUCAGUGAAAUACAGUAAAAGCGUCGCGUUCAAGUUUUCCAAAGGCUCUUCACACAUGUUCAAAAUCCAUGGCCCUGAACUUGGAGAUCUAAAGUCAAUAGUUUUGGAACAUGAUGGAAUCAAGAAAGAAGAUGGCUGGUACGUUCAAGAAGUCGAAAUUGUGAACACGAAACGGAAGAAAAGCUGGCUGUUUAUGUGUAACACCUGGCUUUCACUGUACCAUUCGGACGGCCACUCGAAACGUGAAUUCUUCCCGCACCUUGGCUCUCGUACUGGAAUUUUCACAUCAUCAGACGGACGAAAAGGUUAUGUAUCUAUUGAUGGGCGUUAUCGAAAAUUUGGUAAAACAGAUUACGAGAUUGUUGUGGUCACGGGGGACAAAAUGAAUGCGGGGACAGACUCAAAUAUUUACGUCACAAUAUUCGGAAAGACUGGUGCAACUAAAAAGACGCAUUUAAAAAAAAUGCACAAAAAUCGAAAACCCUUCCAGCAGGGUGAUAGUGACGUGUUUAAAAUUCAUGAUGCAUGUGUGGGACCAAUGACGAAAUUGAAAAUUGAGCACGAUAACACCGGAAUAUUUCCAGGAUGGUACCUAGAGAGGGUGGUUGUCACAGACCUGUUACAUCCGAAAUGGAAGUACUAUUUCCCAUGCGGUCAAUGGUUGGCCCGAGACGAAGGGGAUGGCGCUAUUGGUCGAACACUUCUUGGUAGCAGGGACCCUUUUGCUGUCAGACGAGCCAUCGGCAAUCGAAUAGACACAAAAUACAAGAUAACGGUCUACACAGGGGACAAACGAGGGGCUGGAACAGACGCCAACGUGUACAUCAUCCUGUUUGGAGAAAAUGGAGACUCGGGAGAGAAAUUCCUUGAUAACAAAGAGAACAACUUUGAAAGAAAAAAGCAAGACCAGUUUGUCAUUGAAACCCCAUGUCUCGGAAGGUUGGACAGGAUACGCAUCGGCCAUGAUAACGGAGGGUUCGGCCCUGGCUGGUUCCUGGAUAAGGUUAUCAUUGACGACUGUGACAAUUCCAUUACCUACACGUUUCCAUGCCAACGCUGGUUGUCGAAGGAUGAGGACGAUGGUCAGAUUUUCCGAGACCUUGUCGCCGGGGUCGGAGCGACUGACUCAUACACAGGCUACCCAUACAUUAUUACCGUUUCGACGGGGGACUAUCCAAACGCCGGAACAGACGCCAAUGUGUUCGUUCUUCUACACAAUGGCAAGAAAAAACAAGACAGCGGUAAGGUCUGGCUAUCGGACAGGAAGUUUAAGCGUGGAAUGACAGAGAUAUUCAACAUAAAUUUGCAGUCGAUGUUAAGUCCGCUAACAAGCUUGGAGAUUGGGCAUGAUGACACAGGUGUGGCUGCAGGCUGGCACUGUGAACAGGUGAUAGUGUAUUGUCCAAACACAGGGAUAGAGCAGUUCUUCCCGUGCCGCAAAUGGCUGUCGACGUCUGAAGGUGAUGGGUUGAUACAAAGAACGCUGUACGAGGAUACAGGAAGAAGAAAGAAGAAGGACAAGAAGAUUACAUGGAACGUCUGGGUGAAGACAAGCGACAUCAACAACGCGGGAACCGAUGCCAAUGUCCGCAUCUGUCUCUAUGGAAAGAAGGGAAAGUCGGAGGAAAUCCAACUUGACAAUAAGGGGGAUGACUUUGAGAAGGGGCAGGUCGACCAUUUCAAGGCUCAUAUUGAGGAGAUUGGGACGCCAUACAAACUCCGCGUGUAUCAUGAUAACACCGGACGGGCAGCCGGCUGGCAUCUGGAUAGGAUUGACAUGGAGAUAGUGGGAGCGAAGGAGAAGUAUGCGUUUGAAUGUAACCGCUGGCUGGCAGAUGAUGAAGAUGACUUCUCGAUCGUACGAGAGCUUCCUGCACAGGGACCUGGCAUUAAAAACCCACUACCAUUGGAGAAAUACAAGGUCCAGGUGUUUACAGGAAGCAAGAGCAUGGCGGGAACAAACGCCAAUGUAUAUGUCAACAUAUUCGGGGAACGGGGAGAUACCGGUGUCAGGUUCCUAAAAAAGUCACAAAAUAUGGACAAAUUUGAAAAGGGAAAGAUGGAUGAAUUUGUGCUUGAGGCUGUAUCAGUUCUUAAGCUGACAAAGAUACGUAUCGGCCAUGAUGGGAAGGGAGUUGGUGCAGGCUGGUAUCUUGAUAAGGUCGUUGUUUCACAGAUAGGAGAGACAAAAUACGACCAGGAGUUUGUAUGUCAGAGAUGGCUAGCAGAGGAUAUGGAUGAUGGUUUAAUUGAGCGGGAAAUUACGGCAUCAGGAGCGCAGAUGUUAGCUACAACGUCCUACCAUGUGCACAUAAAGACAGGCGAUGUGUCCAGCGCAGGAACAGAUGCAAAUGUGUACCUUAUUGUCUACGGAGAAAAGGGGGACACGGGACAACUCAUGCUACGACAGUCAAACAAUCGCAACAAGUUUGAACGUGGGAAAACAGAUAUUUUUAAGCUUGAAGCAACCAACAUUGGAAAGAUCAAGCGAAUCAAGAUUGGUCAUGACGGUGCCAACCUGGGCGCCGGCUGGUUCCUUGAUGAGGUCAAGAUCAUGGUUCCCAGUCGCGGAGAGCAAUACUUGUUCGCAUGUCAUCGCUGGCUCGCGUCUGAUGAGCAUGACAGCCAGCUGGAAGUGGAGAUGUUUCCAGCUGAUGUUAGUGCCAUGGAGAAAACCAUUCCUUAUGAAGUCACAAUCUGGACUGGUGACAAGAAAAAUGCUGGAACCGAUGCCAACGUCUUCCUACAGUUGUACGGAACAGAUGGGAAAACUGAGGAGUGCAACUUGCGGAACAAGACAGACAACUUCGAACAGGGCAUGUGCGAUAAAUUCAAGAUUGAGAGGGCAGACAUUGGAAAAAUACAGAAGGUCAGGAUCGGGCAUGAUGGCAAGGGAAUGUUUGCUGGAUGGUUCUUAGAAAAGAUGUUGAUUCAGCGACGCCCUCGUAAAGGAACGAAGAAGUUCCAUCAACGUCCCCGAUCAGCCUCAUCUCGCGAUCGUGAUAAUGAUAGACGAGAUGACAGACGGUCGCCUAGAAUGAGUCGUGCCGAGUCACGCAUGGGCAAUCUCUCUGACUCCGAUGAUUCAGAUAUCAGCAGCGUGUCACAGUCACGAAGACUGCAGCGAAGAAUGAAGUCUCCGAAACAAAACCUCAGAACAGUUCGUGAGGAGGAGGAUGUUUACGAUGGAGAUGAAACAGAGGAUUAUUGGUUCUUAGUGAAUCGCUGGUUUGCACGCAGUGAAGAUGACAAACAGAUUGUGCGCGAACUUAUCCCGACUGACGAAAAUGGACGUCCUCUCAAAGGCGGUCUUGAAGAACUUGAAUACAAAGUGCGCGUUUUCACUGGCGAUGUUUCUGGGGCUGGAACAGACUCAAACGUGUUCCUUAGCCUCCAUGGCGACAAGGGCGAUACAGGUGAACGGGAACUCAAAGACUCCUCAACAAACAUGAACAAAUUUGAAAGAAAUCAGGAGGAUGUCUUUAUAGUGAAGGCAAUAGAACUUGGCAAGCUUGUGAAACUGAAGAUUCGUCAUGACAACAAGAAUAUGGGGAGCGCCUGGUUCCUUGACCGUGUCGAAGUUGAUGAUCCAAAAAUGAACAAAACGUACUUCUUCCCUUGCCAACGUUGGUUAUCCACGAAGGAAGAUGACGGGCAGAUCAGUCGAGAGCUCGUUCCCGUUGACGCGAGUCUAAAGAGUAAACUGACAAGACAGGACUCGAAGGCCAUCAGGAAUGAAAUUGCGUUGGAAACUAAAGCUGCGAUGCAGACGUACCAUGUUAAAGUAACAACAGGUACUGUCUGGGGUGCGGGCACAGAUGCCAAUGUGCACAUCAUCUUGUACGGGGAAAAAGAUGAUACAGGCACGGUUCUACUCAAGUCUUCAAAGACACACUCCAACAAAUUUGAGGGGGGAAAUAUGGAUGAGUUCUUGGUGGAAGCUGUCAACAUUGGUGAACUUAAGAAAAUCAAGAUCGGCCAUGACAACAAGGGCGGCGGCGCGGCCUGGUUUCUGGACAAGGUCGUCAUUGAGUGUCCGUCCCUCGGUCGUAACUGGACGUUUCUGGCCAACCGCUGGCUCGCAAAAGAUAAGGAGGAUAACCAACUAGAGGUGGAGCUUUAUCCACAGGACCUCGCUACAGAGGAAUACAUGAAGUGUAUCCCAUACGAGGUUCGAACACUCACAUCCGACCUGUCAUCAGCUGGGACGUCAGCCAACGUGUAUAUACAGCUGUAUGGACGUGAUAUAGCCACGCAGCAGAAGGAUCUCUGUGUUAGCAAGCUUGACAGGAAGGACAAGUUCAAGCGAGGGCAGGAAGAUGUCUUCAUUGUGGAGCUGGAAGACGUUGGUGAAAAGAUUGAGAAGAUCCGUAUUGGACACGACAAUUCUGGUAUUGGUUCUGGCUGGCAUCUUAACAUGGUUAAAAUCAGGCGACUUCACGAAUCUGGCAAGGGUAAUCGAAAAGUCCAGGGGUCAAUCACAUACAUCUUCCCGUGCAAUCGAUGGCUUGCACGUGAUGAAGAUGACUUUGCUACCGAGCGUGAGCUUGUGGCGGAAAAAGCCGUUCAGGAGGUCAUGAAAAAUGGAGAAGUUCAGAGCAAAGAACUCAAGCUACGAGAUAAACUGGAGAAAAAGAUCUACACAGUGAAUGUAAAGACUGGGGACAAAUCUGGGUGUGGCACCAACGCCAAUGUUUUCAUGACGAUAUUCGGCGACAAAGGCGAUACUGGUGAAAGAAAGCUUGCGAAGUCUGAGACACAUAUGGACAAGUUUGAGAGGAAUCAGAUGGAUGUGAUCAAGCUAGAAGCUGCCAACCUCGGAAAUAUUUACAAGAUUCGAAUCAGACAUGACAACUCCGGUUUCAGCCCGGCAUGGUACCUCGACAAUAUUGAGAUUAUAGAUGGGUCCGAUAACCAGCGAUACGUGUUCCAUUGUGAGAGAUGGCUCGCGAAAAAUAAGGAUGAUAUGAAGAUAGAAAGAUCUUUCUAUGUCAAGGGCUACGAUGGUGAAAUGUCCAGCACAGGAACGUUACGCUCCACAAAGUAUGGCUCUGUUGCGAGCCUCAACUCUAUUGGAUCAGAUCCAUUUUCCAAGAGUCCUGUACUCACCCGCAAACAGCUUGCAAUGGAGGAAAUACCUGAGGGACCAACCAUCCCAUACACAGUAAGAGUAACAACCGGGGAGGGAGAAGACAAUGGCACCUCCAGUAAUGUAUGGAUCAAAGUUAUGGGGCCACGAAAAAAACACACUGGCCAGCUAUUUCUCGAGCUGGCUCAGAAGAACAAGUUUGCUGCAGGAUCAACUGAAAUAUUCUCUAUAGAGGCUGUGGAUGUAGAUGAAGUUAGGAAAAUUGAGGUUGGUCAUGACGGCACUGCCCCUGGGACUGGCUGGUUCAUUAAGGAGAUUGAAGUUGACAUGCCGACAAAGGGCAAACACUACACAUUUACCUGCAAACAGUGGCUGGCACGAGACAAAGGAGAUGGUAGAACCAGUCGCAUCUUCAGUGUCGAGGAUGGCAUCAGCUCUGUGUCAUCUUAUAAACCAUUGAUCGCAUACGAGGUUACAGUAAUAACAGGGGACGUUGAGGAAGCAGGAACCGACCAGAAGAUCACCAUGACAGUGUUUGGGGCCAAAGGGCCGACUACCCCACAGGUGCUUGAGAAAUCUGGUGAAAGAUUUGAGCGUGACCGAGCUGACCUAAUCAAGCUUGAGCUCGAAGACGUGGCUCCCAUCAAAAAGAUGCGCAUAGAGACAGACGGCAAUGGCAGUCGACCAGACUGGUACUGUGAAAAGGUUGAGCUUCGCAACAUGGCCUCCGGUCAGCUGUCUGUUUUUGAUGUCCGUUCCUGGUUCAGCAAGAAGAAAGGGGAGUUAAGCAAGGACAUCCCUGCCAAGGAGAGGGGAAAACUCGCUGUAGAAAAAACCAACUACAAAAUCAGCGUAAAGACAUCAAACAUCAAAGGUGCAGGUACUGAUGCCAACGUUUACGUUACGUUAUUCGGUGACAAUGGAGAUUCGGGUCCAAUUCACCUGAAGAAAUCUGACACGAACAAAGAUCCUUUUGAGAAUGAUCAAAUUGAUGUCUUCACGAUCAACGGUAUUCUCAGUCUUGGCGAGCUGUCCAAGUGCCGGGUCUGGCAUGAUAACAAGGGUCUUGUAGGUGGGUUUGGAGCGGCCUGGCACCUCGAGCACAUUGAAGUUGAGGACCUGGGCCUGCGGAAAUCUUACAAGUUCCACUGUGAUAAGUGGCUGUCUAAAUCUGAUGGAGAUAAGCAGAUACUGCGAGAACUCACUUGCAGCACCCCUGCACGUGGAGCGGGGUCAUUCGACUCUAAGGAUAAAUCAACAUAUGAGAUAGAGGUGAAAACAUCAGACAAGAAGGAAGGGGGGACAAUCCAUAAUGGAUGGAUAAUUCUGGAGGGUGAUAAGAAAACAUCCAAAGUCUUCAAGCUGGAAAAUAGUGCUGCCAACAAAAUACUACGCAAGGGAAAUGUUGACAACUUCUCCUUCACAUCCCCGCCACUUGGAGUGCUGGAGGCAUGCAUUGUCGGGGCGUAUGAAAGGGAGGAUCGUCCUCUCAGCGACGUACAAGGGCGGGAAGCACAAUGGCACUGCUUUGAAAUCUCCGUCACUGAUGUUGUUAAGGGCAAGAAGUACAUUUUCCCGUGCAAAGACUGGAUCACUAUCCAGGAGCGGGUUGUCAAGCGGGAGGGAAAGGUUCUGCAGGUGAAAAAGGUGGAAGAGAGCCAGACUGCUGUGGUCAGAUCUCUUGCCACCGUCAAUUAUGAGGUCGUAGUUUACACGGGGGAUAAAUUUGGUGCGGGGACCAAUGCAAAUGUCCAUAUAGUUUUAUAUGGAGAACAUGGUGACACGGGAAAACGUGCGCUCACACAAUCAAUGAGAGACUUGUUUGAAAGAAAACAGGUUGAUAAAUUCAACUUGGAGGCUGUGGAUCUAGGUCAGUUACAGAAGCUCCAUGUUGAGCAUGAUAACAGCGGCUGGCGCCCAAAGUGGUACCUGGACCGUAUUGAGGUGAUCAACAGUGCUAACAAUACAACAACCGUCUUCCCGUGCGAGAAAUGGCUGGAUAAGGACAGCGGUGAUGGUCAAAUCGAACGCGAUCUUUUCCCACGAGAUUAAUUUGUUCUAUCUUUCACAAAUUGAGCGGGAUAUUUUCCCAUUGGAUCAGAAUUGUUUUAAAUAUAAAUUUAGCCGGAUAUUUUCAAAUUCGAAUUAAAGGAUUCUUUUAACCACAAAUUGAGUGGGGGACAAUUUCCCAUUGUGAUUAAAGGUUUGUUUAACCACAAAUCGAGCGUUAUCUUUUCCAAUGGGAUUGGAGGAUUGUUUUAACCACAAACUAAAUGUGAUAUUUUCUUAUGGGAUUAAAAGAUUGUUUUAAUCACAACUUGAGGGUUGGACAUUUUCCCAUUGGGAUUAAAGGAUUUUUUAACCACAAACUGAACGUUAUCUUUUCCCAUCAAGUUGAGGGAUUGUUUUAACCACAUACUAAAUGUGAUAUUUUCUUAUGGGAUUAAAAGAUUGUUUUAUCAACACAUUGUACAUGAUCAUUUCCAUGAAUUUAAAGGAUUACAAUACCAAACAAAAUGAAACGGGAAAAUUUCCCAUGUAAAAUUUAUAUCACCAUUUCAUCUCAGGAACUACGAUAUCUGAUUCAGAAAACAUUUCUAUCAGUGAGUUUCCGUAUGUAAAAAUAUGGUUUUGGUCUGGCUUUUGUCCAAUGUAUGUCAAAAUAAACAAUGUGUUGCUAGCACUGAGAGUUUAUGAAUUUCAGAGAGGGUCAUUAUUUUAAUGUUAUGUGGAAUUGUAUAAAACAAACGAUUAUAAUGAAGUUUUUUUUGUUAGGGUAAAUGGGAUAAACCUGUUCCCUUUAAGUAUCCCUCUCACCUUUCGAUGAUUGAAGGACAAAUUUCAAGAACUGAAAAAGAAUAGCGUGGGAUUGAAAUAUUUGCUGAUUACUCUUGAUAUUAAUGAUUUGAUUAUGUGAAAGUUUUAAGGAGUUUAUAUGAAAUGGAAAAUUUAAAGAUGAUGAAACAUUACAUAAUAGUUUAUAUUGUUAUUAUGUAUGUUGAUAGAAUGGAGAACUAGUCAAACUGUGUAGUUGUGCCAAUGCGUAUUGUUCACCUUUGCAGUUUUUGUACAAACCAUUAUGUUAUUUAAGUUCAAGCUUUCUGUAACUGUGGUUAAACAGAAGAUAUUUAACAAAAAGGAAUUAUCUAAUGGUUUUUAGAAUGCAUAUAUGUAAGCAAGAUAUUUUUAUUUUUUCUAUGUAAAAAUAUGUUUUUAUUUAAUAGUUUUUAUUUUAACACAAUUACUGUAACGGAAUAUAUAUUGAUGUAAGUCUUAUGUCUUGGUCUUCUAUAAUGACUUAUGAGUUGAAACAAAAAAUCAAUGUCUCAUAUUUAAGAAAUAUGUAGAUAAAUGUCUGAUUUUAGAAAUAAUUUCGUACAUAGAAUAAAAUCAGUUUUGACUGCAUUUAUGCUGUACGGGUAUUAAACAUUCCGUUUAAAUUCUUUGCAGAUUUCUCAAAUGCAAAUCAGAUAUUACCAAGUCCAUCAUCAUUAUACAAUAUCCAUACUUAAAGAACAAAUGCUCAAUUUUGUAUUGCCUUUCAAUUUAACGAGAACAAGAAGUUUACAUUGACUGCUUUUAUUAUAACCAAUUAUGAGUUGAAAACCAGAAUGCACUGUGAUUUAAUUGCAACCAUUUGCGAAGAAUAUUCAUGGAAUUACAUUUAAAAUAAUUUCUUUAGUUUAUCUGCAAACUAUUCACUGUAUAUUGUGUCGCAUUUUUUAACAAUUUCUGUCUGUGAUAUACCAGCAAUGUUGGUAACAUUAAUAACUUACAUUUUCAUGCACAUUUAUGUAAAUAAUAUUGUUUCUUGAUUUUAUUUUUAGGUCUCAUACAUUUGCUAUAAAUGAAUACUCCGUGUUUAACUUAUAUACAUAUAUUUUAAACUAUUUAUUAAACAUAACUUUUUGCUAGUUUUUAUUGUGAUUUGUCUCUUCACUACAAUGUAAAAGUUAGGUCAGGCAACUUUAAAUACAUAGAUUUUAAUAAUUUUCAUUUUAACUGAGUGGUUUCGAGGUUUGAGUGAUGAAAAGAAAAAAGUCCUAAAUCAUGAUGUAAAAUAAAAUACGAUUGAAAAAAAUUGCAAAUAAAAUACACAGUCAUGUAUUGUGAUUUGAAUUACUUUACGGUGUACUUUUUUAUAUUGUACUUAGAGACAGUUAUUUGAUACUCGCUAAUUAUUAUAUAUUAUGUCGCUAUUACUGUAUAUUAACUAACCUGUUGAUUUGUGUAUAUGAACUUCUGUUUGGUGAAAAUAUUUCAUGUGAUAAAAGCUUCUAUCAAAACCAGUGAAAGAUAUUGUCAUUUGCAGCUAAAUAAUAUUUAUUCAUCAUUAUCUGUAUCCGUCCCAAGUUUAGAAUUGUACUGUGUUACGUAUUAAACAUUUACAUACAAUUUAUUCUAAGUUUAUCCUUGCGAUAUUUUAUUAUGCCUUUUUAACAGCUUGUAUUUUACUGAUGUUUGAAUAAUGGAAGCACCCAUAUUUACAUGCACUACUGGAAUUAUGUUGCAUAUAUGUAAUUAAAUGUUGAAUUAUACUUCCAGCUUGAGUGCGCUGAAUUGUUUGAUUACUUAAAUUGUUACAUGCAAAUGUAUUAUCAGUUGUCAUAUUUUUUUUACUAUUUUCAGCCUUAUUUAUUCGGAUAUGGUGAAAAUUUUGUUGAUAUAGAUUUAUAUAAAUUUUUAUGUUUUUCCUGUGAUGUACUUACCAUGAUGUCUCAUGUGUACUAUGUUUAGAUACAGUAAAUAUUGUUACAGAAACUCUUUUAGGAAAUAAAUUAUUCUCAAAAUGCU